GCUGCAAUUCACAAUGGCACGCCUCAUACUGUGUGUGUUGGCUAUGCUAGUGGCCGGCAUCUCCGCCGGGAAGAAACUCUCCCACUCCCCGGCAUUCUCCUGGGAUGCAGACCCCACCUGCGCCGUGGGGGAAAUCCCUUAUAACUGCCACCUGAAGAAGGUCCAGUGUGGCGCCAUCACCAAGAUGUUGGAGCCAAGUGGAGCUUACAUCAAGAACUACGUCGUUUGUGCCAAGUCAGCAGCCAGCGAACUGGGCCCCGUUUUCUUCAAGAACAUAGGAGUAGCUUACGCCGACAACAUGGACGACAAGCACGUUUUCCCCACCGUUACUGACGUCCGCCGCUGUGCGCUCGAGGCGACGGGACUGCUGCAGCCUGACACGACCAUCAACCGCACCGCCAUCGCCGCCUCCAUCACCAACUCGUUCAAAGGCUCUCCCUUGGGCGUCGCCAUUGCCCAGGCCACUGCCACCUGCCCCGAGCCGACCGAAUUCAUGAUGGCAGACUUCAUGAACUGCCUCAAGGAUGCCUGCCUCCAGAACGUGAUUGCCCUUGCCACAACGGCACCCCCGCCCACGACGACGACUACGACUAAGACUACGACUCCGCAGGCCAGCAUUCUCCUGCCCAUAAAUUCCAUAUAUAUGCCUGACGUCUGAACACAACAGAAAACGGGAAUUUCUCACACCAACCAGAUGACCGGAUUUAGUUUAUGAAUUGUCUUAUUGUUUUUUCACGACACAGUGAUAUGUAACAUCAGAUGUACUAUUCAAAACCUCAUGAAUAUUAUGUACUAUUAAAUGCAAGAGCCUUAUUAUUGUAACAUUA
Messenger RNA from Penaeus indicus, 827 nucleotides. RefSeq lists its product as uncharacterized. The transcript has 4 exons. Lineage: Eukaryota; Metazoa; Arthropoda; Malacostraca; Decapoda; Penaeidae. Bases 14 to 658 code for a protein of 214 amino acids. The record is from RefSeq and is a predicted model, not a curated record.